UGGGACUGCUAUAAUGAAUAUGCAGUCAGUGAGUCUGGUCUAAUUACUGAGGGAGCUGUCCUUACAGUUUAUUGUUGCACAAAGGUGCAGUGAAUGAAAUUGUUAGGGACAAACUGUUCACUUUUAAGUAAUGGGAAUAUGCAGGUUAUAAAUGCAAGCUCAGCAGGCGGAUCGAUCAAAGCCCCCAAAACUAUGAAAACUUCACAUAAAUCCAACAACAGCGAACUCUGCGUAUUUUGUAUUGAGCUGUGUUAAUAUCUGUGCUUUAAAUCAGCUCCACAAGUGAUUCCGGUACUGUCGGUUCUAACUCGGGGUCACGCUCCCGUGAGUAACGUCAGCUCCUGCGGGAACGGACUGCGGCUGUAGCCUCCAGCAACCUCCACACGGCUUUCGAGGAAAGAUGGCGAUCAGAGUCCUUCAAACAGUGGGUAGAGGCCUUAAACAGACGAGAAGCGGGCUUCAUGCGAGCAGCCCGGUGAACGUCGCCCUCAGGAGCCUCUCAAAUGUUGGUGAUGAAAGCUGGUUCAAAUCCCUUUUUGUUAGAAAAGUCAUCCCCAGAAAAGAUGCUCACUCUCACCUGCUUGCCAAAAAAGAAGACAACAACCUGUAUAAAAUACAGUUUCACAAUGUCAAACCUGAGUGCCUCGAUGCUUACAAUGAACUUUGUGAGGAUGUCUUGCCUUCCAUUCACACUGACCCUGAAUACCCCUGUGAGCUUGUAGGCACCUGGAACACAUGGUAUGGGGAGCAGGAUCAGGCAGUUCACCUGUGGAGAUAUCGGGGAGGAUACCCGGCUCUCACCGAAGUCAUGAACAAACUCAGGCAGAAUAAGAAGUUUAUGGAGUACAGGAAUGAGAGGGGGAAGAUGCUGCUGUCUCGUAGGAACCAGCUGCUGCUGGAGUUCAGUUUCUGGAACGAACCCGUCCCUCGUCCAGGACCCAACAUCUAUGAGCUCCGAUCGUAUCAACUCAGGCCAGGCACAAUGAUUGAAUGGGGAAAUUACUGGGCUCGGGCUAUUGAGAUUCGCCAGCAGAACCAAGAGGCGGUGGGAGGCUUUUUCUCACAGAUUGGAAGUCUGUACACAGUUCACCACUUAUGGGCUUACAAGGACCUGCAGUCCAGAGAAAAUACCAGAAACGCAGCCUGGCAGCGUGACGGCUGGGACGAGGUUGUUUAUUACACAGUCCCUCUUAUUCAGCACAUGGAGUCUAGAAUAAUGAUUCCCAUGAAGAAUUCGCCCUUGAAGUAACUACUAACACCUGAGGAGAAUUCUCAGCCGCCACUGCAACUAUUACACUGAUCUGUCGAGAGUGUAACCAACCGUCAAAGUGUGCACUGCCAGGGAAAUCGGCUCAACAUCAACACAAUCUUGUUUCCUUUCAUUUGGUUUCUUUUCUCCCCUUUUUCUGUUUGGAAGAUGAGGUCAAAAUGAUUGUCACCAAAACUGUACCUGUUACAGCAGCUACUAUGUUACUGACCUAUUAAUGUGGUGUGCUUAUGAUUUGGGGGUGCACUCCUCUUCACCUUCUGUCAUUUAAAGGGUGUUUGAAAUGU
This is a messenger RNA of Pundamilia nyererei, 1554 nucleotides long. It is a transcript of the gene nipsnap2, whose product is annotated as nipsnap homolog 2. The record is from RefSeq and is a predicted model, not a curated record. The transcript is spliced from 10 exons. Bases 401 to 1249 code for a protein of 282 amino acids. NCBI's taxonomy places the organism in Eukaryota, Metazoa, Chordata, Actinopteri, Cichliformes, Cichlidae. Gene Ontology annotation, cellular component: mitochondrion.